AUGCCGAGACGAAUGCAUUUUCCAGCCAAGAAAAUGUUGGUUUAUUUCAGAAUGUUCAUCAUUCUUCGACAGCAUUCAGCUCUUCUGAAACGAAGGAUAAUGAUGGUUUCUCGGGUUGGGAAGCGGGUUUUCAGUCAGCCGAUUCUGGAAACCAGCCUUAGUUUUCAAGAUCAUUGGAUGCAUUUGCAGGUUCUGCAGUCGAUCUUUCUGCCCACAUGGAUUCAGUCUUUCGGUCUGGAAAAGACUUGGAAGAUGAGAAAGCAAAGCAUGCUUCACCUCUUUGGAAAAGACUUGGAAGAUGAGAAAGCAAAGCAUGCUUCACCUCUUUUGGAGUCGACAUGUGAUGACCAGAUUCAAGAUGACCUGUGGAAUAAUGUAAAUGUUUUGGCGCCGCACCAUGCUGAACAAGUUGAUGUAACAAUCAACAGUCAAGGUCUCGAAGCAGCUGAUAAUUUGUACAGUCAUCCUUCUACGGGUACUGAUUGGUUGCCAGAUGAUAUGUGGCAAACCAGCGGCGCAACUGCACCUGAGAAUAAGACAAUAAGAGGAGAAGAUGAUUCAUUUGACAUUUGGAAUGAUUUUACUAGCUCUAAGAAUUCACAAGAUUCUUCUAAGGAUUCUUUGAUACAAAGCAGAGGUCGGAUUGCUUGUGGUGAACAAAUAUCUGAUGUAACUUUUUCUAGCUCAACAAACAACUCUCAGGAAAUGGAUUUUAGUUCUUUAUCGCCACCAGAUCUCUUUUCUGGACCUUUUAGCAAUCAAACGGGUUCUGUCGAAACAAACAUCAUGCAGUCAGAAGUUAGUGCCUCGGAAAGGUUGGUCAAUGUUAAAGUCGAAGUGGGAAAGAAUGUUGUCCAAGCUGCCCAACAAUGGAGAUAUUUUCAAUUCAGCCACACAGUCGGAGCAUGACGUACGUGGAGAGUUUAUUGUCACAGAUGCACGAUCUUUCUUUCAUGCUAAAGAGCGAUCUUUCAGUUCCCUCCAUGUAAGAUGAUCAGAGUUCCUUUCCACAAGAUUAAGACUUAAUUCAAAGUUAUUUGAGCUUGUAUUAUUGAUGCAUGUCCACUUGUUUUAGUUCCAGUAUUUCCGAAAAUCUUUUUUCUAUAAGAAUCAAAACGGUCAUUGGGCUUUGAUUUGCGAAAAAAGUAUCCAAAUGGUCUUGUAUCCACUUGUACAAGUAUCUAUUGACUGUAUUGCAAAGGGAAAAUGUUGUGAAAUUGGUAGCGG
Messenger RNA from Rhododendron vialii, 1227 nucleotides. RefSeq lists its product as uncharacterized. The transcript is spliced from 2 exons. The record is from RefSeq and is a predicted model, not a curated record. NCBI's taxonomy places the organism in Eukaryota, Viridiplantae, Streptophyta, Magnoliopsida, Ericales, Ericaceae. The coding region runs from base 1 to 909 and encodes 302 amino acids.